UUGUAUACGUAUCAAGUCGAACUUCAUCAGUGUAAAACCAAGACUUGUGCAGCUAACUUUGAUUCCUUCUCGUCUUAUAAUUGCUAUUCAAAAUAUAUAUCUAUAAUAUUCUAUCCUGCAUCACAAACCCUGAAAGACUAAAAGCUAGAGAGAUGGUUCGGAUUGAAGAUGAAGAGGAAGAACCCAAAUAUAGUCAUUUCACUCAUGAACACCCAUUAGAACUGAUCAAUUCCAAUCAAGUAUCAGACAGAACAACAUGUUCAGGUUGCAACAGAAGUAUAUUAGCCGGAAAAGAUUUCUACACUUGUAAAUCUUGCUCCUUUUCUCUUCAUCGCGUCUGCUACAAUAUGGCAACAGUAUACAAUCAUCCGGCCGAACCAGGCCAUCACUUAAACCUGAUCCUCUCGCCGUCUUUCGAAUGCAAAGCUUGCGGACUUAGGGGUUCGGGUUUCAGCUACAAUUGCAGAAUCUGUGCCUGCAAUUAUCACUCACUCUGCUUAAGAAUGCCACUUACAGAAUCAUCUGCUUUUCAUGGACAUCUUCUGAAACUCGUGGUGUCUCCUUUGUAUGACAAUUUGCCUUUCAAAGGCUUUCGCUGCGACGUGUGUGGUAAUCCUGGUUCGGAUCACUGGCUUUAUAGCUGCAAGGAAUGCGAAUUUGAUGUGCAUCUUAAUUGUAUCUAUUCUGUGCCAAUCCCAGAAAAACACACCAACCUGAGGAUUCUCAGAGCUCCACCUAAUGAAACGGGUGCGUACGACAUGAAUUAUGGUCCUUCAGCUCCUUACAUAAACUUUUCGGAACCAACAGCAAGUUCUAUGUCUAAUCCAGGGACUAAUUUUGUUCAUCCUGGAGUCCGAAUUAGUACUGCUACAGGGACCUCCGGGGCAGGAAUAGCUGGACUUGUCGCUACCGGGAUACUUACUGGUAUCGGAGAAGGGAUAGGACAAGAGAUUGUCCAGACUAUUUUUAAUAAUUCAGAUAUAAGUUCCUAGAGUUUAAGGCUGUGCGUGAACAUCUAUGUUGCACGAAAACUUAUUGAAUAGUUUCGUUUCUGUUUCUGAAAAAUGCUUCUUUAGUUCCGGAACUUUAUAUUUUAUAACAUAAUUUUAUAAAACAUAUUGUUCCGCCAUUUUUCAUUUCA
Messenger RNA from Mercurialis annua (annual mercury), 1141 nucleotides. Its product is annotated as protein VACUOLELESS GAMETOPHYTES-like. The transcript has a single exon. Bases 153 to 992 code for a protein of 279 amino acids. The record is from RefSeq and is a predicted model, not a curated record. Lineage: Eukaryota; Viridiplantae; Streptophyta; Magnoliopsida; Malpighiales; Euphorbiaceae.